This is a messenger RNA of Zootoca vivipara (common lizard), 2563 nucleotides long. It is a transcript of the gene DNAI2, whose product is annotated as dynein axonemal intermediate chain 2. Gene Ontology annotation, molecular function: dynein light chain binding; dynein heavy chain binding. Gene Ontology annotation, cellular component: outer dynein arm. NCBI's taxonomy places the organism in Eukaryota, Metazoa, Chordata, Lepidosauria, Squamata, Lacertidae. The record is from RefSeq and is a predicted model, not a curated record. Gene Ontology annotation, biological process: outer dynein arm assembly; cilium movement.
UCUUUUUUAUUUUUAUUUUCUAUCUCUCUCUCCGGAUGCCCUGGGGGGUUGAGUCCUUCUGACACUGGAAGGAAACGCACCCAGAAGUCAGCCCAGUGAGCACCAUGGAGAUCGUCUACGUUUAUUUGAAGACGCGCAGCGAGUUCGGUCGACAAUGCACCUUUUCCGACCGGAUGGCAGAGGUCAAUGUGGACAUUCAGCCAGAUCCACUGCAAGCUACAAAUUUUAUUGAAAGAGACCCCAUUGAUACUGGAGUACAGUGUGCCAGUGUUAUGUCAGAGCAUGAGGUCAACACAGAAAGGUUUGAAAUGGAAACUCGGGGCAUCAACCAUGUGGAAGGCGGCUGGCCUAAAGAUGUCAACCCCUUGGAAAUGGAGCAGACCAUUCGUUUCCGCAAGAAAGUUGAGAAGGAUGAGAACUACAUCAACAUCAUCACUCAGCUGGGCAGUCAAAUGGAUCACUGCAUCAAGCAGAACAAUGCCAUCAAUAUCUAUGAGGAGUACUUUGAGGAAGAGGAGUUGGCGGGAGUUACGGAUGAGCCUCCAUCAGCAAAAACUAUCAAUGUCUUCAGGGACCCAAACCCAAUCAAAAGAACAGCCACGCAUCUCUCCUGGCACCCCGACAGAAGCCGGAAGCUGGCGGUCUCUUAUGCCAGCCUAGAAUUCCAGCGGAGUUCAAAAGACAUGAGCUAUGAUUCAUACAUAUGGGACCUUGAAACCCCCAACAAACCAGAACUUGCUAUCCGGCCAUCCUCACCUUUGGUGUGCUUAGAGUACAACCCGAAAGAUUCGCAUAUCCUGAUUGGAGGUUGCUACAAUGGGCAGAUAGCUUACUGGGACACUCGAAAAGGAGGCCUGCCAGUGGAACUGACCACAGUCGAGCUUAGCCACCGGGAUCCUGUGUAUAAUGCUAUCUGGCUGCAGUCAAAGACUGGAACCGAUUGCUUCUCUGGUUCCACCGAUGGGCAGGUCCUGUGGUGGGACAUUCGUAAACUAGCUGAACCGACUGAAAUACUAGUGAUGGACAUCAGUAGGAAAGGAGUCUUGGAAAAUGCUUUAGGAGCCAUUGCCCUGGAAUUUGAGCCAACGAUGCCAACCAAGUUCAUGGUGGGAACAGAGCAAGGGAUUGUGAUUUCUUGUAACCGCAAAGCCAAGACUCCUGCUGAGAAGAUUGUCUACACGUUCAGUGGGCACCACGGCCCAAUCUAUGCCCUGUGGAGGAAUCCUUUCUACCCCAAGAACUUUUUGACCGUUGGGGACUGGACGGCACGCAUUUGGUCAGAAGAGAGCAGAGAAUCGUCGAUCAUGUGGACUAAAUACCAUAUGGCAUACCUCACAGAUGGGUGCUGGAGCACCACUCGGCCAGCUGUCUUCUUCACCACCAAGAUGGAUGGCACCCUUGAUGUCUGGGACUUCCUCUUCAAACAGAAUGACCCUACACUCAACUUGAAGGUCUGUGAUGACCCUCUCUUCAGCCUACGUUUACAGGACAAUGGGCGUUUUAUUGGCUGUGGCUCCAAACUGGGCACGGUGACGCUGCUGGAAUUUUCCUCUGGCCUAUGUACCUUGCAACGGAAUGAGAAGAACCUGGCUUCCACAAUGUUUGAGCGGGAGACGAAACGAGAGAAGAUUCUGGAGGCCCGCCACCGCGAAAUGCGUCUUAAGGAGAGGACCAAGACAGAGAGCAAGGAGGACAGGGGCAAAGAGGACCUGGAGGAGGAGAAGCCGGAGGAGAUCCUGGCAAGAGUGGAGAAGGAGUUCUUUGACGUCAUUGAGGGAGAGCUCAAGCGCAGGGAGCGAGCGAAAGCCAAGCUCAAAACUGGUGACGACCAGGAACGGGCAUAUGAUGAAGAAGACGAUGAACCAAUCAUUCCUAAGGAGGAAGAGGAAGAGGAAGAGGAAGAGGAGGAGGAGGAGGAGGAGGAGGAGGAGGAGGAGGAGGAGGAAGAAGAAGAAGAAGAAGAAGAAGAAGAAGAAGAAGAAGAAGAAGAAGAAGAAGAAGAAGAAGAAGAAGAAGAAGAAGAAGAAGAAGAAGAAGAAGAAGAAGAAGAAGAAGAAGAAGAGUGAUGGGGAACCCUGAAAUUCCUGCAUGGAAUUUAUAUGCCUUCCUGUUUGCUCUUUCUAUCAUUUUUUUUAUUUUUACACAACAGACUCUAUCAAUAAAUGUAGCAACAUUUUUUUUUGCACUUUUCUCCCCCUACUCUAUCCUAAUCCAAACGAGUGUCCAGCUGAGUCCUGAGUGCCUUUGCCAUGGAAACUUACAAUAACUCUCAGUGCCAGAGGGACAGAAAUAAAAUUUGAGAUGAAUUGAUGGCAAUACAGGGCUGAAAACAAGAAAAGGAACUUCCACAUAGAGGACCUUUUAAUAUUCCGCACAGGAGAGAGAAAUACAUAAAUGCCAACAAGGGGAAAUUAGUCCUUUUGCAGCGCCUCUGCCACGGGGGAGGGAGCAAGAUACCUUUCUUGCUGCCAUCUGAAGGUGUGGUACAGUACUGUGGCAGAUAUAAUGUUGAGUGGCAUUAAUAAAGGACUUUAGGCAAGGCAGCCAACAAGAGACAUAGGAG